GUCGGGACCCGGAAGUGCCGGUGGAGAGUGUGUUUUUCCAUGUUGCUUUGGAGCAAGUGAGUUGAGUGCUGUGCCCUUUGCUGCACUCCCCGAGUCACCGGCCCAUGUGGAAUAGCACCAAGAAAACAUCCGUCUUUGCUGUUUAGUAUAAAUCGAAUUAUUUUCAGGUGCAAAGUUAUUCAGAAUUAAAUCUCAUGUCAGCAGAAAGCUCGACCGUCACGGUUCGUCUUGUGCGCUCUUUUGAGCACCGUAAUUUCAGACCUGUGGUGUACCAUGGCGUCCCCUUGGAUCAGACAGUGAAGGAGUUCAUCGCUUUUGUGCGCAAGGAUGUGUCUUCAAGAACAGGACUUCCUCCUCCUUUUAAAAAUUACAAGUAUGAUACAAUGAAGAUUAUUCACCAAGCACACAAAUCUAAGACCGGUGAACUUGUAGUGAGUUUGGAAGAUGAUGACAAACUGAUUUUGAAGGAAGACAGCACGCUGAAAGCAGCUGGAGUAGCAAAUGAGACGGAAUUAGCAUUCUUCUGUGAGGAAGAUUACAGAAACUACAGAGCUAAUCCUGUUUCGGCCUGGUGAAGAUCCCAAGAGAUUGUUUUGUUUUCCCAUACCUGUUGUAAAUUUUCCUUAUUCUGCUUAAUGAGAUUUUUCUUAAAGAUCAAUAAAUCCUAGAGGAUUUCUUUGCAAACAGUGCAAUUCCCUUCCUAUAGAAAUUAAUUUCUGUCAAUAUGCUGAGGCUGAGAGAAGAAAAACUG
Messenger RNA from Pseudopodoces humilis (Tibetan ground-tit), 751 nucleotides. It is a transcript of the gene C8H2orf76, whose product is annotated as chromosome 8 C2orf76 homolog. The record is from RefSeq and is a predicted model, not a curated record. NCBI's taxonomy places the organism in Eukaryota, Metazoa, Chordata, Aves, Passeriformes, Paridae.